Messenger RNA from Bombyx mandarina (wild silkworm), 1609 nucleotides. RefSeq lists its product as uncharacterized. Gene Ontology annotation, cellular component: nucleus; transcription regulator complex. The record is from RefSeq and is a predicted model, not a curated record. Gene Ontology annotation, molecular function: DNA binding. Gene Ontology annotation, biological process: regulation of transcription by RNA polymerase II. NCBI's taxonomy places the organism in Eukaryota, Metazoa, Arthropoda, Insecta, Lepidoptera, Bombycidae.
CGUUAAAAAAAAUUAUAGAAACGUUUCUGACGUACCAGAAUCAAUUUGCAAUAUAAUUUCGAUUGAACUGACUGAAGGAUCAACGGAAUGUUAUCAGAGCGCGCGGAGAAGUCGCAGUGGGCGGCGCGUCGGUCGCCGGUCGCAACGCGGCGUGCCUGCCCGGCCGCGAGUGUGCGCACAGACGCGCGACGUUGCGCCAGUCGCGUCGCACCUCCGUCGCGAGUCGGUGCGCUUUUUCGUCGCAACAACCACUGACUAGAAAUUCAAAUCGUAAAUCACUCGCGUUCUCUUCAACAAUUUUUUUUUAAGCCCCUUUGUUGUUGUAGCACUUAUAAUGACGGCUAUUGAGUAAUGGCUGUAUAAUUCUGAUGCCGUAGUCGUUUUUUUUUUUUUUUUUGUAAGGUCAUUUUGACGUUUCAUGUUUUUCGAGUAGAUAGUAAAAAUGUUGGAGUUUAAUCCGGUAUGUCUGAUAGAGGAGAUACAGAAGCGACCGGGUCUAUACAGUUCGGAAUGUCCAGCCGACCGCGAGGAGAAGUUGGCUCUGUGGAAAGAGGUCGGGUCGUCGAUGUUCCCCGACUGGGAUACUAUUAAUAAAGCAACUGCGUACGACAGGGUACUACAACUGCAGAGGAAGUGGAGAUCCCUACGAGAUGCUUACAACAGGGAGCUAAGGGCUCGUCGCUCCGGCGUUAGGAUACACAAGAGAACGUACAGGCACUUCAAGAGAAUGAUCUUCCUGGGCGGCUAUGAGGGGCCCAUCAGCGAUGGAGAUAGCGAUUCAAAAGACGAGGACGGAACCCAAGACAACAGCGGCAGCAACCCAGAGGCACAGACCCCAGAGCCGAUAGAGCCACCAAAGAAAGUCAGAAGGAAAAAACGCAAGCGACAGCCCAGUUGCGAUACCUAUCCAACCCAGGAAGUCGAGAUGCCCGUGUUCCCGGUCGACAUUGACAGCACGACUGACACUGACAGUGACAAGCUGUUCCUCCUGUCAUUCUUGCCCGAGAUGAGGCAGUUGCCGGUCCAUUUAAAGAUGUGGGUUCGAUCGCAGAUCGCCAAUACGAUGCAGGAGGCGGUUACGAAUCAUUAUAACAGCACAAAAUCGUUUGGUAUGGAGCGAAGUGACAUUAAGAGACCUCGGAAAGACAGUACUGAAUAGGAUUAUUUUUAAUAUCAUUGUCGUUACGUCUGCAAUGGCAAAGACAUAGCCAAACCCCUGCCUGCUGCUAGGUUUUUGAGAAAUCUAGAUUGUUUUGGCUUCAUUCCUAUAACGAUUCGGUAAUUGGACAUUUAUACAGGGCGUGACGAUUCUCCGAUUACUGUACAAUAAUUAAAGAUUUGGUUUUAGUAGGAACGAAAAUAUUUUUAUAUUGUUUAAGGAAGUAAAUGUAAAGAAAUUUAGGUCACUGAAUUUGAACAAAUUUAUAUAGUUAAAAAAGAAAUAGGUCACUGACCUCGUCGAUAACUACAGCGUGUUUGCGGGGCUUUGAGAAUUAUUAUCUAAUAGUUUCCUUAAUUCUAGCGUAAACGUUGAUAUAAGUCCACUCCACUUCUCUAUAUUGGGAAGAGGUGGAAAAUGGCGGUUUUUGUACAUUAAAAAGGUGUUCGC